AUGUACAGAUUGGAAUGCGGUGUCAGGCAAGGUGGAUUGAGCUCGCCUAAUCUGUACGUGAACGACCUGAUAGUGGGGCUCAGUGGCACUGGUGGCGGAUGCUCGAUCGGCGGAGUCACCAUUAAUAAUAUCAGUUACGCUGAACACAUGGUGCUGUUGAGCCCUGCUAUUAGUGGCCUAAGGAAGCUGGUAAGCAUGUGUGAGGAGUACGCAGUGACCCAUGGCCUUAAGUAUAACACUGCAAAAAACGAGUUACUAGUGUAUAAAGCUGGAAACAAAGUUCCCACCUCAGUACCAGAAGUGAACCUUUGUGGCUGCUCCCUGAAUAGAGUGACUCGUUUUAAGUACUUGGGCCAUUGGGUCAAUGAGGGGCUCCAAGAUGAAGUGGACAUGGAGCAGGAAUGUAGGGCAUUGGUAGUGCGCUGUAACAUGUUGGCACGCAGAUUUGCACGCUGUGAGAGGAAUGUCAGUGACUCUGUUCAGAGCAUAUUGUCAGACCUUUUACACGUGUAA
Molecule: messenger RNA, 513 nt
Organism: Cydia pomonella (codling moth)
Lineage: Eukaryota; Metazoa; Arthropoda; Insecta; Lepidoptera; Tortricidae
Exons: 1
Coding region: 1-513 (170 amino acids)
Source: RefSeq, a predicted model, not a curated record